CCUCCAUUCUCAGCCACGCCGAGUCGCCGACGUUUUUCUUCCACCGGCGACACCUUUUUUUUGUUGGUACACUUCUUCUUCUCUUCUCCUACUUUUGUAGAUUCAGAUAUCAAACUAAACUUGGAUUGAUAUUCCAAAGUGGGGAAGUUGCGUUGUAGAAAGCCUGCAUCAAAUAGACCCAUGGUCGUAGGACUAUACAUAAUACAUAUACUUUGAAUCUUAGCUUUGAUUGCAAAAAAAAAUCGGCUUCACCGUGUGACCGUCGAAUCAAUGAACCUCUCCGUCGCCGUCGUCAAAGCCAAGAACUCUACUCUCAUCUCUUGGAUGCGAUUAUCGUCCUUUUCCUCCGCCGCGUCGUCGACAGUCUCCCUGAAUCCAAUUGGACGAUUACAGCAAACUCUCGCGGGAUGUGUGGAGGUGAAAGGGAAGUCUCUGCAUUCCGGUAAGCUUUCGACGGUGAAGCUACUUCCGGAGAUCGCCGGAGCUGGGAGGUACUUUGACUUUCGGUCCAGAUCCAUCCCCGCGUCGAUUGAAUUUGCUCAGGAAUCGCCUCUUUGCACUACGCUGUUGAAAGACGGGCUCAAAAUCCGAACCGUUGAACACUUGUUAUCAACUCUUGAGGCCAAGGGCGUUGAUAAUUGCAGGAUUCGAAUCGAUAGCGAACAUGCAGAUGAUCAAGAAGUCGAGGUCCCUAUUUUUGAUGGAUCAGCUAAAGAAUGGGUUGAUGCAAUUGAAGAAGUUGGGAUAAACGUGGCUCAAAACCAUGUUGGUGAAAGUGUGGAGAAGAUGGUAGCACAUCUGAACAAGCCUGUGCACGUUUGGAAGAAUGAUUCUUUCGUAGCUGCAUAUCCCGCUCUAGAGACUCGGAUCACUUGUGGUAUCGACUUCCCACAGGUGCCUGCUAUAGGCUGCCAGUGGUUUUCUUGGAAACCUCUACACGAAUCUUCAUAUGCAAAGGAUAUCGCACCAUCGAGAACCUUUUGUGUCUAUGAAGAGGUGGAGAAAAUGCGUGAAGCAGGGCUAAUUAAAGGAGGUUCUUUGGAUAACGCUAUAGUUUGUAGCGCCGAGCAUGGAUGGAUGAACCCUCCUCUGCGGUUUGACAAUGAAGCUUGUCGACAUAAGAUCCUAGACCUUAUCGGUGACCUCUCCCUUGUAGCACGAGGCGGAAAUGGAGGACUCCCUGUGGCUCACAUAGUCGCAUUUAAGGCGGGUCAUGCACUGCACACUGACUUGGCACGUCGUCUCAACAUGGACUGAAGAGUGUGCUCAUUGCCAACCACAUUACGUAGAAGCCUUAUCCUGGUUUUUUUUUGUUUUUGUUUCUUUAUCCAAAGACCGUACCAAUAUGUGGAAUUUUUUUUUUUUUUGCUCAAUCGAUUCUUUUGCUCUGAAUACACUAAUUGUUAAAACAUUAAACUGAGUGUUGUAAACAAGUAUUCAUAGAU
Molecule: messenger RNA, 1445 nt
Organism: Eutrema salsugineum
Lineage: Eukaryota; Viridiplantae; Streptophyta; Magnoliopsida; Brassicales; Brassicaceae
Product: probable UDP-3-O-acyl-N-acetylglucosamine deacetylase 2, mitochondrial
Exons: 7
Coding region: 271-1257 (328 amino acids)
Biological process (GO): lipid A biosynthetic process
Source: RefSeq, a predicted model, not a curated record